Cuscuta epithymum is the source of this 2611-nucleotide messenger RNA. The record is from the annotation of a GenBank genome assembly. NCBI's taxonomy places the organism in Eukaryota, Viridiplantae, Streptophyta, Magnoliopsida, Solanales, Convolvulaceae.
GAAAAAGAAGAGAAGGUGAGAAAAAAAAAUCAAGAGUGGGAAUUUAAAUAUCAUAUCAUAUACUCCUUUGAGUAGUAAUAGUAUAGCUAAAGAUGAGUAAUGAAAAGAAGUAUUCUAGGCUUCCUUCUCUGAAAGGAGGAAGAAGAAGAAAGAAGUAUAGCCAUGGCCUCUCUCCAUCUCAGUAUCAAGCUCUGGCUUCCAUCUGUGAAGCUCUCAUUCCUCCACAGCCUCCACCAGCCACUGGUGAUGAUCCCAAGUCCCUUUCUUCCUUCUACAGCUCUUCUGCCUCUGACCCUCCUUUCCCUGAUGAGACAGCAGAGGUAGUGCUGGGGAGGCUCAUACCUAUAGCAGGGAUUAUAUUCAGAUGGGUUCUAACUCUGCUAUCAACCAGACUGGGAAGUCUUCUGCUCUGUGGCUUUGUUUGUUUAAAUGGAAGGUGGCCCUUCAUUUACAAAUUCUCUGAACUGUCCUUGAAGCAAAGGGAAGCUGUUCUCCAAAAAUGGUCAAGAGAUGGCAUCUUCAUCCCCUUAAGAAUUGCAUUCAUGGUUACCAAGAUUGCCUGCUGUUAUGUUUUCAUUUCUUGGACUGAUGAACAUUCAAGGAAUCCAGCAUGGGAAGCAAUAGGUUUCCAUCCAGACAUCAAUGAAGAAGAUGCUCUAUGUGAACAAAAACAGAGAGAGAGGCCAUUAGACAAGGGUAUAAUCGAAACCAUUAAUGAAAAUGAUAUAACAACCUUCAAAGAAUCCCUAAUCAAGAAAGGCCUUGACGUCACAGAAGGCCAGAAUCCCGAAACCCUAACAAUCAAAUGCGACGUCGUAAUAGUCGGUUCCGGCUGUGGCGGCGGAGUGGCGGCGGGGGUCCUUUCCAACUCCGGCCUGAAAGUCGUCGUCCUCGAGAAAGGUCAAUACUUCGUCCCCGAAGACUAUUCAGGGAUCGAGGAACCUUCGAUCGGCGAACUGUAUGAAUCCGGCGGAAUGUUGACAACCGUAGACGGGAAAAUCCUGAUUGUGGCCGGAACAACCGUCGGCGGCGGAUCUGCGAUAAACUGGGCGGCUGCGAUUAAGCCACCGAAGGAGGUGCUUGAAGAAUGGUCCGUCGAAAAAAAGAUUCCACUUUUUGGAACCUCUGAAUACCAAUCGGCCAUGGACGCCGUCUGUAAACGGAUGGGCGUUACUGAGGUUUGCUCCAAGGAAGGACUUCAGAACCGAGUCCUGAGAAAAGGGUGCGAAAAUCUCGGACUGGAUAUCGAGUAUGUUCCCAGGAAUUCUUCAGAGAAGCAUUACUGCGGAUCUUGUGGUUAUGGCUGCCGAACGGGUGAAAAGAAGGGCGUUGACUCGACGUGGUUAGUUGACGCCGUUAACCGGGGUGCCGUUAUCUUGACAGGUUGUAGAGCAGACAAGUUCAUCCUAGAGGAUAUGGAAGAAGGUGAAAACAAGAGAAAAAAGUGCUCAGGGGUCAUGGCUACCGUUACCGGUUUCACAAAGACACUUGGGAAAAAAAGCCCAGUCCUUAGAAUUGAAGCGGGUACCACAAUUUCAGCUUGUGGGUCCCUCUACACGCCACCUCUGCUAAUUGCCAGCGGGCUGAGGAACAAGAACAUUGGAACCAACCUACACCUCCAUCCGGUCCUCAUUGCAUGGGGAUACUUCCCGGAGUCCACAUCAGACUUGGAAGGAAAAUGUCAUGAGGGAGGAAUCAUCACCUCCAUACACAAGGUGGUCUCGGAGGGGGAAGGGGGCCGAAAACGAACACAAGCCAUCAUAGAAGCCGCCGCGAUGGGCCCCUCAAUAUCCGCAGCGCAGUUUCCCUGGACUUCGGGGGCAGACAUGAAGGAGAGGAUGAGGAAAUACUCACGGACGGUUUUCUUAUUCUCGUUGCCCAGAGAUGUGGGAUCGGGGUCAGUGAAGAAAGUGGGCCGGAUAAAAUACCGUCUGGCCCAGAUAGACAAAGAGAACAUAAGAGCGGGCUUGAGACAGGCCUUGCGGAUUAUGGUUGCGGCAGGGGCAGUUGAGGUCGGGACGUUCCGAAGCGACGGGCAGAGAAUUGCAUGCAAAGGCACGGUGGACAAGGACGAGGAUUUCGAGAGGUUCUUGGACGGAGUGACAGUGCCUGGCGGGGUCCAGGCCUUCGGAGAGGAAAAAUGGGCCUUGUAUUCUUCAGCCCAUCAGAUGGGGAGCUGUAGGAUGGGGGCAAAUGAGGAAGAUGGGGCAGUUGACAGCAAUGGUGAGUGCUGGGAAGCCAAGGGACUUUACGUGUGUGAUGGAAGUGUGCUUCCCAGUGCAGUUGGAGUGAAUCCAAUGGUCACCAUCUUGUCAACUGCUUAUUGCAUCUCUAAUAGAAUAGCCAAGACACUCACUGCAGGAGAUAAAAAGAAUAUGUAGAUGCAUUCAUGUUCACAAUAAGAAAGAGCAUCUCUUUUUCCCUAUUAUUCAUAUUUUUCAACAAUGAAUCAAGAAUUUAGUGUAUGCUGUGAUUCUGUAGUAUAAUUUAUACUCGUACUAUACAUUUUUAUAAUUGUUUUUAUCAAUAAAACAAAUGGUUUCCCAUCAUCAUUUCAUGAUAAACACUUCGAUUUGGGUAGACCGGUCUGGUUUAAAUUCCAAUAUGUGUA